CGUCUCCUCUAGCAUGACAGAAAGUAUAUUUGUUAACAAAUGAAAGAAAUAUUUUGAACAUUUUAAUUUCUAUAGGAAUUUUUCAUUGGUGAAGACUUACCUGCGACGAUUCCUCAUUGAUCAACCUGUCAACGUUGGCCUGUCAUAAUAACCAUUGAUUAGGAAGGAGUAAUUACAACGUUAGAUAGCACUCGAAUUGACGACAAUCGUCGUUCGAAACAUCAGGGACUUAUGCGUUUGAGGAAUGUGUUGAACUGUUCUAACUUUGAAAAUCCACUGGAUGAUGUGUGAUAGACAGUAUAACAUGAGUAUUGUGUGGAGUUUGGAGUUCCUGAGUGAAUUGUAACGCUUCAGAGGUAUUUCAAAACGUCGGGUACCAGGCGAACAGGAGCUUCAGUCGAUAAUGGAUUCACUAUCGCUGAAUUAUUUUCCAUUCUUCAAUUUGCAAGUGUUCCCACCAAUUUUCAAAAACUUUCACUUCCAUAAUUGCAAAAUUGAGUUGCAGAAUGCAUAUCAUGAAAGGGCGGGAAUAUUCCAUUAUUUUUUUUUGCGACGAGUGCUGGAUUUCUUUUUUUCAACACCUGUUGAUUUCUUUGUAGCUCUUUUGAUUGCAGCAAUUAUAGCAGUGGCUGGGUAAAUGCUCACCCUCCAAGGAAAGUAAAAUGCAGGUGGUGAACUGAGGGGACGAUAUUUUUUCAACCAGGAAAGCAUAUCGCGAAAAAAUAACUGUCGAGAUAUUCCCGUGUUUUCUGCGAUUCAAAGUGAUGUGUAAGCAGAAAUGCUUAGAUUCUAUCAGGGAAACAUGACCUUCGAAGAGGAUUCUGAUGAUGAUAGGUGACACUUAGGAGAGCCUGGGAGACACAAUAUUCCUCAAAUGCUCAAAACCUGAGAAUAAUUAACAAUUCGCUAUCAAUCCUCCAGUAUCCAGUAUAAUUAUAAAACAAACAACUGUAAUCAUCUCCUGAGCAAAUAGUUUAUGAGGAAGAAUGAGUAUUUUUUCAACGAUAAUCUCCAUCAAGUAGAGGCUGCAAAAAAAUAUCGUAGAUAGGAAGUUGAGGUCUCGACAAUCAAGAAAAGAAACCGGAGUGCGUUGUUGACAUACCGGAGAAGUCUUCGGUGAAAAAAUAGAGGCAAAAAACCUCGAGCAUUCGAGCCGGUUGGCGUCACCUUCUAAACUCGGUCAUUGCAUCACUUUGCCACAUUGUUUGAACAAUUACCAACACAAGAGCUCAUUACACCUGCAGUUCUCUGAAUCCCCUCGAUUCCUCAUCAAUUUUCAUUUUUUCUGGACCUUCUGAAUUCCCCGUGAACAUCUCUCGUUCUUGUUUACAAAAUAAAUCGACGAAGAAAAAAUAAAACCGUUGGAAUUGCAGUAUUGGCAGCACUGUACAUUCGAAAGCACCAGUGCAAAAUGUUCUGAAAUAGUUUAGCGUUCACCUUGAAUUAUUACACCGAGAGUAUUCAUCAGAGGUCUUUCCCAUAAUUGUACAGGAUGAAGUGGGUGUCGAAACAAAUAGCUCUUCCACUGGUGAUUGGAAUGUCAUUGACUGGUGCUUGUGUUGGAGUAUUAUAUUUAUUAUACAAAAAGGAUGGGGAGAAGAGCAUUAGGUCUCGUCCCAGGAAACACCUUUACACAGCAGAGGUGAAGGUUCCAAAAGCUGCAGUUCCAGCAAUAAUAGGACGUGGAGGAAGUACAGUGAAAGAUAUUGAGAGUAGAACAUCAACGAGAAUUCACUUCAGCGAGGACAAACUGGAGGAGUCAGAGAGGAUCUGCUACAUUCGAGGUGAAAUCGAGGAGACGAGAUUGGCUGAGCAGAUCAUCCAGAAUCUCAUCAACAAUCAGCCUGUCAUCGAGGUAUACGAAAUGCUCGCACCACAGAAAUUCUGCUCUUCUUUACUUGUUAAUAGGAGAGUCGAGGUCAUCCAGUCUUUCGCCAAUGCCAAGAUCAUCAUGGAGAAGUUGUACACUCGUGAUCCAGAUGCGAAGAGACGAGUCAUUAUAAAGGGAACUGCCGAGCAGAUUGCAACAGCUCUGACUGAAAUUCAAGAGAAACUCCGAGAUUUUAAUGACAUGGAGGAGAAAAUAAAAUUGGGGCAGUCCUCAAGAUCUCCACGAGGAAAAAUUUCUCCGAGGAGUACAGCCAGUACCACUGGGUCUAAUGAGAGUCAAGUAACACCUGGAGAAACGUCUGGAGUCAGUGAGGGCACGAAAGAAGUUUAUGUGAGUGCGACAUUCUCCCCAAGUCAAUUCUGGGUCCAAGUUGUCGGCCCUGGCACUCUAGCCCUCGAUGAUUUGGUCAAGGCUAUGACUGAUUACUACAAUGAUGAAGAAAAUCGAGAGCUCCACACUCUAAUUCACAUUUCGGAGGGGGAAACAGUGGCGGCUAGAUUCGACUUCGACAACUGCUGGUACCGCGCCGAGAUCACGUCCUCCAUCGGGAAUGGCCAGUACGAGGCCUUCUUCUUGGAUUAUGGAGAUCACUCAGUAAUAUCUGUCACAGACAUCCUCGAGCUUCGAACCGACUUCCUGAGCCUUCGCUUCCAGGCCAUCGAGUUCUCUCUGGCCAACGUGAAGCCCAAAGAUGAGGAGUGGAGCCAAGAGGCGUGCGACAGAUUUGAGGAAUUGGUACAUUCUGCCCAGUGGAAGGUGCUAAUUACCAAAGUCCGUGGUUUCAAGGAACGUGCCUUGGGUCAGGGAAUGUCCAGGAGGGAAGGAUCACCCAUUCCUAGUGUUGAUUUAUUCGAUAGGAAUGAUAAUCUGGAUGUGAAUAUCGGAAAGCAACUGGUGAUGGAGAAUUUGGCAGUACCAAUCGAAGACAGUUGGUCAGCUGCCAGUUCAACUCUAUCGUUAUCCAGACCAAGUCAGGACAGUUCGAGCCCCACGUCAUUAAAAUCUCCUCUGCCCCCGAGAUCCCAUAAAAUAAUACCAGAUAAACAGCCUGAAGUCAUCGAAGAGAUCGAUUUGAUUACUCCUAAGAAACAGAGGGUCCCCGUCGAGGAAGUCGAUCUCGUGACACCAGUGAAGGAUUCUACAGCAAAUUUAAUCAAGUCUGAAGGCCAGUCGACGUACACCAAUGGAAAUGAACAAAAAUUGAUUUCAAAUUCCCAGUGGAACUCCAGGAACGCACCUGUUCCAGCAGGCUACGAGGCCGAUGACGAUGAGGACGAUAGCCUCGAGAUGUUCUAGAGUGUACAAAUCAAAUCGAUACCUCAUUGACAUUCUAUCACACCUCGCUGGACGAGAGAAAAACUAUUAAAAGUUGACAUCGCUAGUUCAGAGUUUAUAGUUCCGAGUUUCCUUCCUCGUAUUCUAGUUUCCUCGAUAACAAGUAUGUGACUUGCGUCAGGAAGUUAAUCUCUUCUCGCUGAGUUCUGCAAAGACCUGUCACGUUCAUGAUAAAAAGUAAAUAUUUGCUUUUUCCAUUUCGCACGAGAUUUAUUUUCGGUUGGAGGAGUUAUGCAACGAAAUCGUUUAGGUUGUGUUCUAUCUCAUUAGUUUAUUUUUCACUCAUACUCAAAUUUAUUCAUUUUUAUUUUCAAUGGCCAUCGAGGAUCGAGAUUUCUACGAGAACUCAUCGAAACAAGACUUGUUAAUCGUUAGUACAAAAUGUUAAAGCUAAUAUUUUCUGUACAGUUGAGUCAUUUAAAAAAAGCGAAAAAGCUUCAUUUCUUUAUUUUGAUUUUCAUUAAACUCAAAGAUGACUAUUUUUAUAAAAAAGAA
This is a messenger RNA of Fopius arisanus, 3721 nucleotides long. It is a transcript of the gene papi, whose product is annotated as tudor and KH domain containing protein papi. The record is from RefSeq and is a predicted model, not a curated record. Bases 1493 to 3187 code for a protein of 564 amino acids. NCBI's taxonomy places the organism in Eukaryota, Metazoa, Arthropoda, Insecta, Hymenoptera, Braconidae. Gene Ontology annotation, molecular function: RNA binding. Gene Ontology annotation, cellular component: P granule. The transcript is spliced from 9 exons. Gene Ontology annotation, biological process: P granule organization; piRNA processing; spermatogenesis.